GCCAGUGUGAGUGGCGACGCGGAGGCGCGCCUCCAUCGAGCAGCAUCCUGCGCGGGGAGAGGGCGCCUGCCCCCUGCCCUGCCGCUGCCCCUAUCAUGAGGGGCAGACUCCCGGGCGCAUGGAUGGUCCCCUUGCUCUUAGCUGGCUUGGCUCAGCCCGGUCGGGGACAGGAGCAAUCGAAGGUGGACUGCUAUCCGUCAAUAUCAGGCACGGUUUAUAACUAUGGGGCUCUCUCCAUACAUGGUGAUGAGUACAUCCCCUUCCAAAAGUAUGCGGGGAAGCUGCUUCUCUUUGUAAAUGUGGCCACCUUCUGAGGACUCACCAUGCAGUAUCUUGAACUGAAUGCACUACAAACUGAACUAGGACAUCUUGGAUUAGUUGUUCUGGGCUUCCCAUGUAAUCAGUUUGGAAAACAAGAACCUGGCGAGAACUCAGAAAUCCUUCCAGGACUGAAAUACGUCAGACCUGGAAAUAAUUUUGUCCCAAAUUUCCAGCUUUUCCAGAAAGGAGAUGUGAAUGGGGAGAAAGAACAGAGAGUUUACACCUUCCUGAAGAACUCCUGCCCACCUGUUACGGAAAGCUUUGGUGACACCAGCAGACUUUUCUGGGGACCUCUGAAGAUCCAUGACAUCAAGUGGAACUUUGAGAAGUUUUUGGUUGGUCCAGAUGGGAAGCCUGUGAUGAGGUGGUUUCCCAGAACAAAUGUUGCCACAGUCAAAAAUGACAUCAUAAAAUACAUGAGGGAGCACAUGAUGUUCCAUGGAUAGAUACAGAUGUAUAGAAAUGUGAAGGAGAUGAAACAGGGAGGGAGCCUGUGACUUUAUCCAGAACCAGACCUUAUCUCCUAAAUGAAACCAACAAGGAACUGAACUUACUUUUGUUAAAGCCAACAGAAUUUUUAAAAUUUUAAGCUCUUAAGCUAUCCCAGCUUGUGAACAUAGUCCUAUGUUGUUUCACAGAGAAAACUCCUGAAUUAUGUCUCAGUGGACUUAAUUCCAAACCCUGGGGGAGAAAGCUGACUCCAAUGAUCCAGACCUUGCUUCCUUUAACUUCCACAUUUUGCAAAAAGUUUCUGCCCCUGCAGUUACUUCAGCUGGUAUUGUAGUAGCCCUGUGUAUUACUUCUGAAGGCUGUCAGCAAAGCUGAGUAAAGAAUGAAGACAAAUUCCCCCUUUAACUUUGCUAUUCUAAAAUCCUCUAGUAGUAAAACAUGGGGGAUGCUGGACCUUUCUCUUGUAAACUUAGUUGUUGAAAAAUAUGUCCAGCAACCUUUAGCCCCAAGGUGUCAUGAACCAAGCCACACUUGCUCACACCUGUAUAACCAAGAGCCUUGUGGCACUGUGAAGACUACAAAUUUGUUGUGGCACAAGUUGACACGGGCAAAACAGAAUCAGUGUCAGUUGCUGUUCCAAUCUUCAUUUACAAUCUUCUGCUGGAUGGAGCCAGCAUUUUGUGUAUCUCUGGAUAAGGCAUGGCCUCCCUCCCUUGAAUGGACUGUGCCAAGUAGAGAGUUUUCAGACUGGAGUUUUUCAUACUUUUUUCUCUUCCGGGAGGGCGAGAAUGACGAGAAAGGGUUCUGGGGACAAGGAAGAUGCAUCAGUAUGACGGUUAGGUCUGAAAGCUCCCCAAGAGCAGACCUGGCCCAAGCCUGCAAGGCAGUGGAGCAGCUCUUCAGUGCAUUCAAACUGCUCCACAGCUUGCCUUUGCAGGGAUGCAUUCCUCAUUGCUCCCAAGAGCUUCAUCUCUUUCCCCCCCCCCACAUUCACCCUGUGUAUGAAAAUUGCCUAAUAAAAAAUCCAAACACUCAGUGCAA
Molecule: messenger RNA, 1812 nt
Organism: Varanus komodoensis (Komodo dragon)
Lineage: Eukaryota; Metazoa; Chordata; Lepidosauria; Squamata; Varanidae
Gene: GPX3
Product: glutathione peroxidase 3
Exons: 5
Biological process (GO): response to oxidative stress
Molecular function (GO): glutathione peroxidase activity
Source: RefSeq, a predicted model, not a curated record